AUGGCUCCCAAAAAGGUCGAAGAACCUGAGAAGAAGCCUCUGAUUGGAAGAGUGGGCACAAAUUUAAAAGUUGGUAUUGUAGGAGUACCAAAUGUAGGCAAAUCCACAUUCUUCAAUGUGCUGACUAAAAGUCAAGCAGCUGCUGAAAAUUUUCCUUUCUGCACCAUUGAUCCAAAUGAAAAUAAUGGAGACUUAAACCAUGUAAAAACAGAUAUAGGUGAGGAAACUGAUAAUCGUCCUAGGCCAAUGGCUGUGGCUAUUUUAGGCAUAAAUAACACAGCAUCACCACUUCCAAAUAACCUAGAUUCCUAUCAUACUUGGACUGAUAUUGAUUCUCAAGAAACUUAUCUGAAUUUGAAACCAAUGUGCUACACCAUUUUAGCCAAACCGGGAACUGGAGGAUACUCACUUGGAGAAAGUAUGGCCAAGAGAUUAAAUGUCAUACAUAUUAGUCCAAAGAAUGUCAUUGAGGAUGAAAUAGAACAAAGUAGUCCCACAGGGAAAUGUAUUGAUUUUAAUUUACGGCAUAACAAUAUUUGUAAGUUUGAUACAAUUUGGACAAUAAUGAAAAAGAAAUUAGAUUCGCCUGCUAUAAAACACAGAGGCUAUGUUAUAUCCGGGCUCCCAUUGGUAACUUGUAGUAAAAAUAUGGAGUGUUUUUAUGGAAAUUUUCAUGAUGAAGACACAGUAUUACAUGCAGAGGAGUUAGUAAAUGAUUUAAUUACAAAUGUGUAUAAAAAGAGAGCUAAUGUGAUAAGAAAUGAACAACCAGUAAAUCUUGAUUCUUCGAAUAGUAGUGAACUUAUGUCAGAAAUUGAAAGUAAUUUUGAAGAAGAAGAACAAGAAGCCGAAGUAAAUGAAGCAAUGGACCUAGUUAGAGCAUUACCUAAGUCUGUUUUAGAACCUUCUCAUGGCUUAAUUUUAUUUACAAAAGCCUAUCUAUAUUCAAAAAAAGCUAUGCUGCUACAUCAGUGUCAAGAAAUAUUUAGUUCUAAUGUUAAACCUAACAUAGUUAUUUAUAUUUCAUGCCCUGAUACAGAUGCAGUUACUAAAAGAAGUCGCAAAUACUUUAAUUACUUGUCUACUAAUCCUAUUGAUAGUCACCCAUUUUUAUUAAAAAAUGAUGAGACGGGAUGGCCUACUAAAUAUUCCAUGCUAGUGAAUCUAUCAAAUUUUAGUGACAACACUUCCUUAAAAUGUAAAUAUUCCUGUACAAUGCCAGUUAAUUUUACUUUUAAUUCUACAAAUCAGAUGUGUAAUUACAAGAAUUAUAUCAUGCCUUAUUUAGAGAAUAAAAUAAAAGAUUUUGACUCUAAAUCUGUGCUUAAAUUGGAUGGUCGUUAUCCAAACCAAGAAAUGAUAAACCUUUUAUUAGAAAAAAUUAUAUCUUUGCCGGCUAAACCUGUUUUAAUACCAGAACCUUUGUAUCUUGAGGAUUCCUUUGAUGAGAUUGAGGAUUUUUGGAAAUUGGCUGAAGAAACUAACGUUAUUAAAUAUGGUUCAAAAAAGUUCAUUAGAUAUGCAUCGCCUUGGUAUAAUAGAUGUCCAGUAGAACUAAAAAAAAGACAUGUAGUUAGAGGCUUACCAAAAUUUGCGGUUGCCUUUUUCAAACACAUCUAUCUUUUAUCAUCAUUGAAUGCUAUGAUCACAUUCUGCCGAAAUCCGCGACCAUUUUUAAAGCUGGAGUAUUUAGAGCCAACAUGUAGAAUAAUAGUAAUGGGAACAAAGUCAUCUGGUAAAAGUAUGAUUACACAGUGUUUAUCCUGGUUGUUUGAUGCUCCUGUUAUAAGUUAUGAGUCAUUUGUCAAUAAUGAGAGGCAAAAAAAAUAUGAUGAGUUUUAUAAGUCAAUAUUAUCUAAAGUAGUCACAGACAUUGAAGAAAACAGAAAAAUAGAAUGGCAAAGAAAAGAACUAAAUAGAAUUGCUAAAUUAAACGAUUGGAACGAUAUAACUAAAAAAAAAUUACAGAACUAUGUACUUUUAAUAAAAAAAUACCAAACUUUUGAAAUAGAUGGAACAAAAGAUGACAAGAAUUCUGAUAUUGCAGGACAAGGAAGUGAUUUUUUCGAUGAAUUAGCAAAUAUACGGAAUCAACUUAGUUUCUUGCCUAUGUUAGAUGACAUUCAAAAAUGUCAAGAAAUUCUUGAAAAUGAAAAUUUGUUCCAAUUUGCAUCACAUGAUUUAACUACAUCAACGCCUAAACCAGGUGUGCCUGCCAUCGGUGACGAGGAUGUUAUGAAAGCAAUAACUGCGUUUAUUCUAGAAAAUAAUGUUACUAUGGAUAUUGAACCAACUCCAUUAGAAAUAAUGCAAGAACUAAUUAAGGCAUUGAAAAGUUUUGAUAUUCAUGUGCAAAGUGAAUCAUAUUAUGAGUAUGAAUAUGGGAAGUACAUAAUUGAUGGAUUCCCCCCAGAUUCAGAAAUUUGGCAAUUUCUUUUGGAUUCACUUUUAUUACCAGAUUAUGUUAUAGUUAUCAAAGAGAAUAGAGAGGUCGAUGAAGUAAUUGCUCAGAAUUAUAUUGAUAUUAACACAUGUUCAAAAAGUCAUGAUACACGCUUUCUUUUAGCUAAUGACGAUUUUAUAAAAAUUAAAUUGCUUUCAAAAAAAGUUACACAAACACCUCCAAUUAAUGAUAAAAUGUUCAUAAAAGAUCUUAUAAAUGCUAUGAUGGAAUCUAUUUUUAUGAAUAAAAGUGAGUUUAUAAAAAAAAUUAACGACUCUAUGAACAAAUUUCGCGAAGACUGGGAUACUUUGCAACUUAAUCUCAAAGAAAUGUUUAUAACAUGUAUUGAAGUACAAAUUGAAGAUAAAACAGAUAUCGAAAUAAUAGAAGAAGUAUUAUUAAAAAUACGUAGAAGUUAUUGCACCAUUGCUAACUCCAGUUUGGGUGAAAUAAUUGAAUCUGAUGAAAGUGAAAAAAAUGCAUCACUUACCACCCUAUAUGAUAUUGACCCUCGAUUUUUAUGCGAAACUAAUAUUUAUUGUCCAGUUAGUUAUUACAAAUAUGGUGUAUUAUGGAAAGGUAAAUCAGAACUUUGUCUCAACUAUGACAACAAAUUGCAUUAUUUUUGUAAAGAAGAAUUUUUAGAAUAUUUUCAAAAUGAUAUUACAAGAUAUCAAUCAUAUAACAAACCCUUUAAGAAAAUACCUCCUUUGAGAAUAUGCGUAACUGGAUGUAUUGGAAGCGGAAAAACGUCUGUGUCGAAAUUAAUAGCUAAAGAAUAUGGCUUAGUUCAUAUUGACUUUGCUGAAAUUCUAAAUUCGUACUUAUUACCUCUUCACUGUAAAAAAGUUGGCCGCCAUUUUGAAAAUAGUUUCACUGACCCUCCAAUAGAUGAAAGCACGGUCACAGGAUUUGAUUUAAACGAAGAAAAUAUAUACCCAGAUUCAAGUAUUCUGCCUAAUGAAAACGAAUUACGACGCAUGAUUUAUAAUUACUUAGAAAAGGGAGCACCUUUAUCACCUCUUUUGAUGCAAAGGUUAUUAAAGAAGUUAUGGUUUCAUACUCCGUUUUCAGCUAUCGGGUUUGUGUUAGAUGGAUUUCCUAAAAUGGCAAGUGACGUCGAAGAUAUGACAGAAUGCGUUUGUAUCCCUGAUUUAAUAUUUGAAUUGGAAUGCAGUCCUGAAAUUUCGGCGCAAAGAUUGUCAACAAAAAUGUUAAAUGUCUGGAAAACUCAUUUAAAUGACGCAAAAGCUAAAUCACUAAUAAAAUUAGAAAACGAUCGGCUACAAUGGUUAGACUUUAUAACAAAAAAUAUAGUAGUAAAACUUAUUAUUGACGAUAUUUUCGACAUCAGUACAAUACCAAAUGAACGGGUAACGAAUGUUUCUACACAAAGUGCUAUAAUGGACGCACAUCCAUCUGGAUCAUCGAAUGUUGAUGCUAAUUUGUUUAAUACAUAUAACAAUAUGAUACUGGAAUAUCCAGAACCUCUUGAUCGAAACAAUUGGGAAAAACCAGAUGAUGUACGCGAAAAAAUAGUUACUAGAAUAGAAGAUACAUAUGAAUUAGACGAUGAAAAUAUGCAAGUAUUAAAAGAUAAUUUAGCAGACCAAAACAUUGAAUUAAUUUCUGUAGAUGGAACGAGAUCCAUGAAUAAAGUAUGUAAGAUUUUACUAUCGAAUGUGGCAAGUUUGCGUCGUAAGCGUGAAACAUGUUUUGAACAAACAUUUCUUAUCGAUUGUGAUGUUGCUGAAGUGCUUCUAUUGGAAGGGUUUUUUUUCUUAAGCAAAUUUAACAGAAUGUGCCCUGUCUUUAUUUUUGAUAAUCCCAAUGCGAUAUUUAAUCCAUAUAUUGUUCAUAAAACUAGUAAUAACAUCAGAACUGUUAUUCAUAGAUCACAUAUUUACUUUAUUUGCAAUGAAGAUAGUUUAAAAAAAUUCAGGGAAAAUCCUUUAAAAUAUAUAGUAAAUGAAAGUAUAAAUUAUUUUGUUGAAUAUCCAUUAAGAAUAGCAGUUUUAGGACCACCUAAAUCAGGAAAGAGUGAAUUAACAGCUAAACUUGCAAGAAAAUACGGGUUACUGUGCGUAUCUAAGGGAAUAGCUUUGCGGCACAUUUUAAAUAAUCUAUCUUGGACAGAUCUAGGUUUAAAAAUUGCAUCGAAAGUUGAAAAAGGGGAAUGCGUAAGCAAUGAUAUUAUUAUAUUAGCAGUUCAAACCAUUAUAAAUAAUCACUGUACUAAUUCGCGAGGAUUUAUUUUAGAUGGUUUACCUACCUCGCCUUUCGAAGCUAUGGAGCUUCAAAAAGUAGGACUAUUUCCUUUGAUUAUAUUCGACUUACAUAUUGACAGAGAAUUAAGCUUAAAAAACUUACAGAAUGAAAUUUACACACAUAUACUAAAAAGGAAGCCGCCAUACUCACGCACGUUUUUAUCAUAUAGAUUGUUGAAAUACAGUGAAAAAUGUGCCCGGAUUAGAGAUUUUGUAAAUAACGAUACUCAGAAUAUUUCCAUUAUAAACGAAGGGAAAUCACUCUGGAAGUGUUUCUUUGACGCGGACACUAAAAUUAAAGACAUUAGUCCCAAAAUUCAUUACUAUUUACUACAUUUCCAAUCAAGGAUAAUUCCUAUGGAAUCUAUGUGCAUCUCCAACAAUGAUUUUGAAUCAAAAAUGUCAGAAUUUAAACACUUUUGUCCUGCUUGUCUCCGCGAAAAUAUUUUUAAGUAUAGUGGAUAUUCAAUCGAUAAAAAAGGCGUUGUACAAUUUAAGGGACGCUUUUACUGGGUUUGCUGUGAACAUAUGAAUUUAGUAUUAAAAUAUCCAGAUAGAUUUUUGGAAGAAAAUUUAGAUAUCCCAGAAGUACCCGCUAUUGUUAAAACAAUUAAUAAAUUUAAUCUGUAUGAAGACGGCAUCUGCAUAGUAACAUAUGCUGAAAGUUUGCCAGCACACAGAGUAGAAAGAGGCAACGAAGAUUAUGCUGUGGUAUAUAAGGGAAAAACUUACUUAUUUUGCAGCUCCAUUUGUUUUGCGAAAUUUUUAGCUAAACCACAAAUGUACUAUGACAUAUCCGUUUUUAAAGAAGGAAAAGUUUUACCUUGGUUAGUCUUGAAAAAACUUCCUCACUUAGGAUAUUUGGAACAAACUGUCGGCAACAUAAUAACAGAAGCUUGUUGUUCCGUUAAUGUUGCAAGACCAAAGUACCCAGGAUUAAGUAUUCAGAUAUCAGCGCUGUUAUAUAUAGCAUUAUACUUAAAAAUUCAUAAUCCUCUAAGUAAAAAUUCUUAUUUACCUUUAUACACGAAAGCUAUUCAAUCAUUUGAAGCUAGAUCAAGUAGGGUACCAGUUCCGGAUGAAAGGUUCGACUACCUAUGCGAAUUUCACAAACCAGUUAGCAAGGUACCGGCUUUUUUAAACGUGGUGGAUAUUGCGGGCCUAGUGCGAGGCGCGGCUGAAGGGCAGGGCCUUGGCAACGCUUUCUUGUCGCACAUAAAAGCUUGUGACGCCAUUUUUAAUUUGUGUCGAGCGUUCGACGACGAAGAUGUCAUCCACGUGGAUGGCGAUGUGAACCCUGUACGUGAUCUCGAGACUAUUGGCGAAGAGCUGAGGCUAAAGGAUGAGGAACAGCUCAUGCAGAACAUCGAAAAACUCGAACGCGUUGUCAACCGUGGCGGCGACAAAAAACUGAAACCUGAAUACGAUGCGCUAUUGAAAAUCAAGUCUGUAUUAGUGGAUGAAAAGAAACAUAUUCGUUUUGGAGAUUGGAGCGCUGCGGAGAUAGAAGUACUCAACAAGUAUUUAUUCCUGACGUCCAAACCGGCACUGUAUCUUGUCAAUCUUUCCGAAAAGGAUUACAUCCGAAAAAAGAAUAAAUGGUUACCAAAACUAAAGGAAUGGAUUGACAAGAAUGAUCCAGGAGCACCGCUCAUACCGUUUUCUGGUGUUUUAGAAAGUAAAUUGAUGGACAUGGACCCAGCAGAGAAACAAGCCUAUUUAAAAGAACAUAAUAUCACGAGCGCAUUAGACAAAAUCAUUGUUCAAGGCUACAAGGCUCUGCAGCUGGAAUACUUCUUCACUGCUGGUCCAGACGAAGUCAAAGCUUGGACGAUACAGAAAGGCACAAAAGCUCCUCAAGCUGCUGGUAGAAUUCACACGGACUUUGAGAAGGGUUUUAUUAUGGCUGAAGUGAUGCAUUUUAAAGAUUUCAAGGAAGAAGGUACCGAAGCUGCUUGUAAAGCCGCCGGCAAAUAUAGACAACAAGGACGAAAUUACGUCGUGGAAGAUGGUGACAUAAUAUUUUUCAAGUUCAACGCUGGCGCUGGGCUAAAGGACGCUAAGAAGAAAUGA
This is a messenger RNA of Parnassius apollo (apollo), 6783 nucleotides long. NCBI's taxonomy places the organism in Eukaryota, Metazoa, Arthropoda, Insecta, Lepidoptera, Papilionidae. The record is from the annotation of a GenBank genome assembly.